Messenger RNA from Drosophila hydei, 1868 nucleotides. Its product is annotated as solute carrier family 35 member F5. The coding region runs from base 418 to 1746 and encodes 442 amino acids. The transcript is spliced from 8 exons. Gene Ontology annotation, cellular component: membrane. Gene Ontology annotation, biological process: regulation of peptide transport. The record is from RefSeq and is a predicted model, not a curated record. NCBI's taxonomy places the organism in Eukaryota, Metazoa, Arthropoda, Insecta, Diptera, Drosophilidae.
UGAGACAGCUGUAUUGUUUUUUUAGUGUGUGCGCUUUUAGUAAGCAAAGUUAUUGUACGCAACAGUAUUAAAAACGCUGAAAAUUAAGAAUUCCAAUUACUAAAAAAUAAUUACGAGCCUAUUGCAUAAGCAAUAAAAAUUAAGUGUUUAUAGAGUUGGCUACAAAUGCUGUGUAGAAAAUAGUAUUUCUAGACGCCUCGCCGCUGCAGCGGAACACAGCUUGGAAAAGGCCAAAAAUCGGACAGAAAUGUCUCUUUAAUCAAAAUCAAAUAAAUUGUCAAAGCAGAACAUCAAAAAUGAAACAAAAAAGCUGGCGGCACAAGCGUAAAUAACUAAUUAAUAAUUCAAAAAAGUUAGCUAACGGUAAAUAAGGAUACUAGAGCGAAGGCAGCCUAAAAUAAGUUAAGCUGAAGGAACAUGCUUGGACGCACACAGAAGCUGCUGCUGGGACUGGCCAUCCUGUUGCUAGUCAAUGUGCUCUGGGUAUCAUCCAGCGAACUAAGCAAGUUUCUCUAUGAGGAUGAUAAAUAUGAUAAGCCAUUCUUUAGCACCUACUUUAAGACGUCCAUGUUUAGCGUCUAUUUGUUGAUUAUUGGCAUUAUAGCGCCUUGGAAGGAGUCAUGUGAGCGUCAACAUGGCAAUUAUGCGAUGAUGGAACAGCAUGCUGAUGAGGAGAACUAUUACACCAAUCAAGCUGCUUUGGGGGAUUCGACUUUUGUGCCCAUACGUGUGGCUAAUCCCAUAAAUGGCAUGGUAUCCGGCACGGAGAGCGACGAUUCAAGUGUGCGCAGCGUUCGCUUCUGUAAGAUGGCCGAGGUGCGAGAGAUGUCGGCGCAUGAGGCAACGGAUGCCUUGAUGGCUCGACUAUCCUAUGCCGCGAGCAUGAGAAUUAGAAGACAAAAGACUCAUCAUAAGACAGCAAAGACAGCAUUGCUCUUCUGUUUGCUCUGGUUCGCUGCGAAUUACUUUUCGCAGCUCGCUUUGGAUAUGGAUGAGGAGCCCAUGAUCACGCUCAUCAGAUCCACUUCAGCCACACUGUUUACCAUAUUCUUAGCUGCCCUGUUUCCCUCUGCGAUGGGCGAUAAGCUGACCAUAACGAAACUAAUUGCUGCCACGAUGAGUAUUGGCGGCGUCGUGGUCAUCAGCAUGAAUGAUCUGCAUGACUCGAAGAUGACGCGUGGUGUGCUCUUAGCUCUGUUCAGUGCUUUCUUCUAUGCCUCGUAUUUGGUGUUUGUCAAGCGAAAAAGUGACACCGAGGAAAAGGUGGACAUUCCGUUGUUCUUUGGUUUUGUUGGCCUAUGGAACCUGUUGCUGCUGUGGCCCAUUUUCUUUAUAUUGCAUUUCACAAAGAUCGAAACAUUUGAGAUGCCCAGCCAAGGACAGUUUGGCAUGCUCUUCUUAAAUGGUUUUAUUUGCACAGUGCUCGCUGUCGCUCUAUGGCUCUGGGGCUGCUUCCUCACCUCCUCGCUAAUUGGCACGCUGACCAUGUCGCUACAAAUACCUUUGACGAUUGCAUUUGAUGUUCUACUCAAGCAUAAGCCUUACUCUUCGCUAUACUGGAUGGGCUCGAUGGGCCUGAUAAUGGCAGUGCUGCUUGUUGUUUUGUUAAUGCGCAACGAUGAUUCAGAUCCGCUUAUGAAACUAUUCAAAGUUGUAUAUAGAAAGAUUUGUGGUUGCCGCAAGCCAAAUAUUGUGAGAGUCGCUGACGAUGAGCAACAGGAAUCUCUUAUCAAUAGCAGCGAUUAAAGUCUGACAAUUGAUCUUCUGGAAGGGCUUUUGGAAAACGCGCUUUCUCAACAAUUUAAAAAAUUGCUCACUUCAAUUGCAAUGCAAAUCCAAAACUUGGCUGUUCACGACUUCGUUUCGAA